AUGUUGAUCUUAACCACAGUUUUAGCAAUAAUUCAUUUAGUAUCAGUGAUGGCUACUCCAACAUGGGAUGGUGAAUAUGCUGAGUACCUUAAUGUGAUGGUAACUUAUCCAUACAAAAUUCACACAGGAAGAUUAGUUGGUGUGACUAAAUACGAAAGUGGUCCAGAAGGUAUCGACACCGGCACAUUGGUUAAAUAUGAGUUAGAAUCAGGAAUUUUUAAAGAAGGAGACAAAUGGGUGAUGCGCCAUGGAGAUGGAGAUGAUGCAAAGACAUUUGUCAUAUCUGAUGAAUUUGCUAGAUUUGUAAUUGAGCCAGCUGAGAAAAAUUCGGGGUGUGUAAAGCAAGGUGAUAAUGAUGAUAAAGACCUUGAAAAUAGAAAAGAUGAUGGUGAUGAUAAUUAUGAUGAUGAAAACGGGAAGUUGAACAACUUUGUGGCUACUGCAGACCAGGUCAAAGCUGUGUUUGCAGCAGCAAUGCAACAUGCUAUAAAUAAUACUAAUGGUGGUGGUGAUGGUGAUAGCACUAAAAAAGAGUAA
Lodderomyces orthopsilosis Co 90-125 is the source of this 537-nucleotide messenger RNA. RefSeq lists its product as uncharacterized. NCBI's taxonomy places the organism in Eukaryota, Fungi, Ascomycota, Pichiomycetes, Serinales, Debaryomycetaceae. Bases 1 to 537 code for a protein of 178 amino acids. The record is from RefSeq and is a predicted model, not a curated record. The transcript has a single exon.